UGUUUUCUUGAGUUCCAGUUUAUUGAACUCGUUCUCCAAGGGACAGCAAAUGCAUCCUCACUUAUGGCCAGCAAAUUUCCAUCUUGAAACCAUUGACAGGUUCCUGUCACGGCGCGUGAUGCGCCGCGUGUACGCAAUGUUCAACUCGACCUUUCGCUAUCAGCCUCGACAUACGCCUCCUGAAGCUGCGAGCAGAAAUGGAGAUUCAGCUUGUCUACCGGGUUCUACGAAAGCUAUCGCACUGGGCACUCUCCUUCUACUCUGAAAUACAGGUUGUUGGUGAGGAGAACGUCCCAAGUGACGGACCUAUCAUUGUCGUUUCAUGUCAUCACAAUGAAAUUCUUGACAUCGCUACUCUUGCUUCGACGAUACCUAGGUGUCGAUUGCUUCGCUUCUGGGCGAAGGCUUCGCUGUUCAAGAAUCCCAUCGCAAGAGCUAUUCUCGUAUUAUCUGGGAACAUCCCUGUCCAUCGAAACCCGAACAGCACUCGUUCCAGCGACAUCGGUACCGAAGCAAACUCCUCAGCUAGCGCUUCUGAUUCGAAGCAAGCGUUAUUUCGACAGACAUUUCUUGCACUGGACCGUGGCGAGGCGAUCGGUGUGUUUCCAGAGGGUACGAGCUACACGGAGCCCCACAUCGCCCAGGUGAAGGACGGCGCGGCUUGGGCUGCACUGGAGUAUAUGCGAUGGCGGAGAAGCCACGAUCAAAGUCGACGUGCAGACGAUGGUUAUGGCAGAUUGAUGGUUAUUCCGGUAGGGAUCGUGCAUACGGAUAAGUCUCGGUACCUGAGUCGAAUGUCUGUUAGAUGGGGAACUCCCAUCGAUGUGGUCUCUUUUGCAGAACGGUACCUCCCGGAGGCCGGGCCCGACUCGCCCUCAGACGCAGACACAAGGGAAGCAGUCCGCAAGCUUACGAAGGAGAUCGCGAGAAGGAUGGUGGCGCUCACAAUCAAUGCGCCGGAUUGGGACACCGUCCAUGCCGCAAGGAUGGCGCGGGAUAUCCUGUGGAAGGACGAGCGGAACAUUCCGAUGGCAAAUUUUGCUCAAAUCAGCCAGCAAUUGAUCAAACUAUUCUCUGUCUCAGACGGGCCUGCUUCUCUCCGAAGAGUGAAGCGAACUCUUCUGCGGUACUACUCCUUCUUGAACUUCACUUCCUUGUCGCACAGCUCGCUUUCAGCCGUCCUCCCGGAUUCGCUCUCGCCUCGGGCGCCCUCCACAGGCGAAGCACUCCUCACGUUCUCUCGAGAGCUGGCAGGCACGUUCCUCCGCUUCCGCUUCCUGUUAUUCUUGCCGGUGUUCCUCGUGCACAUUCCCGCAUACUUGCUUGCUCACCUCGGCAUGCGCGUCCUGUCUAGCCCUUAUGAGGAGGAGACACAUGCUCAGUUCAAAGCGGUAUUCGGGAUGAUCGGUGCUGGUAUCUCGUAUGGCGUCGCUGGAAGCCUCUUAGUGCGGGUCUUGCAGCGAUUGCCGAUGUCUGUCGCUUUUAGCAAUGAAAGCAACGGCAUCAAGGAUCCUGUCGCGCAAGUCCUGCGGCGAGCCGCAGUAUGGCUGUUGUGUCCGGGCGGCCCCCUUAAGAGCGGCAUUCAGUCCUUGGUCAGCAUCUGUGGCGUUGCUUGGCUCCUCUCGAAAUGGCACAAUAGACUUGUCGGAACAAAUUAUAGACAAUUCAAGCGGCUGGUCGCCUCAUUGAAGCUCCUCAUCGGUCUUCUGUCUCCCCGCACAGCGGACCUCACACCGGACGAGCUGCAGCAAUAUGCCAAACCUCCUCUUCCUCCUGUGAAUCCAUUCCUCAAGCGUCGUUCCCCUCCGACCUCGACUGGUCAGCCUAACGGAAACGGCCACAGCAUCGACAACGAUUUUUGCAACGGUAGUCGCCCUGCCAACCAGAAUGAACCUCGCCCUCCUACGCCGUCGUUUCGCAGGCUAAUGCGACCCCUCUUAUCUGCGCGUGCUGAGGCAACAGAUGCUCUUGCCAAAUAUCUCGUUGACGUGGAGAACACAAGCGAUCUGCAUAAUGGCGAACUUGUCGAUAUUCUGCAGCAGCUUAAAAAACACGGAGCACACUUCUGACUCUCGCAAUAUGCCUACUCGACGUAAGUUUCUCGUCUUGUCCUGAACUAUCGACUUGGGAACGAACUACAUACUAGAUAAUAAUUCUUCAAGAAUAGAGGGUAUUGAUACAAGGUAUCUACAGCGAGC
Molecule: messenger RNA, 2198 nt
Organism: Laetiporus sulphureus 93-53
Lineage: Eukaryota; Fungi; Basidiomycota; Agaricomycetes; Polyporales; Laetiporaceae
Product: acyltransferase
Exons: 9
Coding region: 198-2069 (623 amino acids)
Biological process (GO): phospholipid biosynthetic process
Cellular component (GO): endoplasmic reticulum membrane
Molecular function (GO): glycerone-phosphate O-acyltransferase activity; glycerol-3-phosphate O-acyltransferase activity
Source: RefSeq, a predicted model, not a curated record